Molecule: messenger RNA, 3563 nt
Organism: Ornithorhynchus anatinus (platypus)
Lineage: Eukaryota; Metazoa; Chordata; Mammalia; Monotremata; Ornithorhynchidae
Gene: UHRF2
Product: ubiquitin like with PHD and ring finger domains 2
Exons: 16
Coding region: 74-2527 (817 amino acids)
Biological process (GO): negative regulation of gene expression via chromosomal CpG island methylation; protein ubiquitination
Molecular function (GO): metal ion binding; protein binding; ubiquitin protein ligase activity
Source: RefSeq, a predicted model, not a curated record
CCCCCCCCCCGCCCCGCACACUCUUCCUCCUCCUCCUCCUCCUCUUCACUUUCUCCACAUCGCAGGGCUCAGGAUGUGGAUCCAGGUCCGCACCAUAGACGGCACCGAGACGCAGACCAUUGACGACCUGUCCCGGCUCACCAAGAUCGAGAGCCUGCGGGAGAAGAUCCGAGAGUUGUUCGACGUGAGCCCCGAUCGCCAGCGCCUCUUUUACCGGGGCAAGCAGUUGGAAGAUGGACAUACUUUGUUUGAUUACAAUGUUGGACUGAAUGAUAUAGUGCAGCUAUUGAUACGAUCAGAGUCUGAUGCUCCUACCACUUCCAUCCAGACUAGUGAUGGAGAGGUCAACCUCUGCUCUAAUGCCAACUGUAAAAAUAAAAUCAAGAAAACCACAAGUAGCGGUUCUACAAACCAGCCAUCUACAUCAGCUCGUUCAUUUCUCAUUGAUCCAGGCAUUGGAUUAUAUAAGGUAAACGAACUGGUGGAUGCUCGUGAUGUCAGCAUUGGCGCUUGGUUUGAAGCUCACAUAGAAAAUGUAACUCGAGUGGCAAAGGGACAUAAGAAUGGCAAGGCUCAAGCAAAGAGUGGCAAUACUUACAAAAGGACUAAUGGAAACUUAAGCCAGGAUCAUUCCAGAGAGAACACAAAUAAUUUGGACAGUGCACCCUCCACUUCUUAUUCAGACUCUAUGGACACUGAAGAAGCUAUUUAUCAUAUCAAGUAUGAUGAGUAUCCGGAAAAUGGUAUCAUAGAAAUGGGUGCCAGUAAUCUUCGACCACGGGCAAGAACCAUCCUGAAGUGGAAUGAACUCAAUGUGGGUGACGUGGUGAUGGUUAACUACAAUGUAGAGACUCCUGAAGAACGAGGAUUCUGGUUUGAUGCAGAAAUUACCACUUUGAGGGAAAUCUCAAGGACUAACAAAGAAGUUCAUGCCAAAAUUAUGCUGGGAGGACCUGAAGAUAUUAUCAAUGAUUGCAAGAUACUUUUCCCAGAGGAAAUGUAUAAGAUUGAAAAGCCUGGAGCUGCUUAUCCACUUUCAUUUGGUGAUGGAGAAUUCAAAAGAAAGAGUGGUCCCGAAUGCAAGCACUGCAGGGCAGAUCCAGAUAAGGAAUGCCGCUUUUGCUCCUGUUACUUGUGUGGUGGAAAACAGGAUGCCCACAUGCAGCUUUUGUGUGAUGAGUGUAAUAUGGCCUAUCAUAUAUACUGCCUGAAUCCACCUUUAAGCAAGAUACCAGAAGAUGAAGAUUGGUAUUGUCCUUCUUGUAAAAAUGAUUCAAAUGAAGUUGUAAAGGCUGGUGAAAAGCUUAAGCAGAGUAAGAAGAAAGCAAAAAUGCCGUCUGCUAGUACGGAAAGCCAGAGAGACUGGGGCAAGGGUAUGGCUUGUGUUGGUCGCACUAAGGAAUGCACUAUUGUUCCCUCUAACCACUAUGGACCUAUACCUGGUGUCCCUGUGGGAACAACUUGGAAAUUUAGAGUCCAGGUGAGCGAAGCAGGUGUUCAUCGGCCCCACGUUGGUGGCAUUCACGGACGAAGCAAUGACGGAGCAUACUCCCUGGUGCUGGCUGGAGGAUUUGAAGAUGAAGUAGACCGAGGUGACGAAUUCACUUACACCGGGAGUGGUGGUAGAGAUCUUUCCGGGAAUAAAAGGAUCGGAGAACAUUCAUUUGAUCAAACAUUAACCCACAUGAACAGGGCAUUGGCCCUAAACUGUGAUGCUCCUUUGGAUGAUAAAAAUGGAGCAGAGUCUAAGAAUUGGAGAGCUGGUAAGCCAGUCCGAGUGGUGCGCAGUUCAAAAGGACGGAGGAUCAGCAAAUAUGCCCCUGAGGAAGGCAACAGAUACGAUGGCAUUUACAAGGUGGUGAAAUACUGGCCAGAAAUCGGAAAAUGUGGAUUCUUGGUUUGGCGCUAUCUUCUGAGAAGAGAUGAUGUUGAGGCUGCACCUUGGACCUCAGAAGGAAUAGAGCGGUCAAAGAAAUUGGGCCUAAGCGUCCAGUAUCCAGAAGGUUAUCUGGAAGCCAUGGCUAGUAAAGAGAAGAAAGAUAAAGUCAAAAAGCAUACUGUGAAACAAGAACCAAGCAGACAGAGCAAUGGAAACCAGAAACGGUCGAUUGAUGAUGGUGUGGAUGAACCUAAAAACACUUCCAAAACCAUGAGGAUGGCCGAUGGUGGCAAAGGAGGCGAGGCAUUCCAGCUAACCGCACAGCAGCAGUGGCUAAUCAGAGAAGACUGUCCAAACCAGAAGUUGUGGGACGAAGUACUCGCAUCUCUUAAGGAAGGACCAAAUUUUCUAAAGAAACUGGAACAAUCCUUUAUGUGCGUCUGCUGCCAGGAGCUGGUUUACCAGCCAGUGACAACAGAGUGCCUCCACAACGUUUGUAAGAGUUGCUUACAGCGUUCCUUUCGGGCUGAAGUCUUCACCUGUCCUGCUUGUCGUUACGACCUCGGAAAGGGCUACACAAUGGUUCCCAAUAAGAUUCUGCAGACACUACUCGACCAGUUCUUCCCUGGCUACAGCAAAGGACGAUGAUAUGUCCAGCUUUUACCAUACUUCUCCCAGAGACUUUUGAGACAGUAAAGGAGAGCGAAAUAUGGGAAAAUGCAACAGUGGACCAACAGGCGUGAUGGGACUCAGCGUAUAUUGUCACAUUCUGAAGCAGCUAACCCUCUUCCCCACGGAGCCAUCUCUCUUUGUGUAGUGAGAAAUCCAUUUAUCAACUGUCUUUCAACAUCAAAAGGUAGUUUCUGCCCGUUGACAACUAGUUUUAAUAGAGGAGUGAAAAUUUGAAGCCUCAGCCUUGACUGGUCAACCUAGCUGAUGCUCAAGUUGUGGUUUGUUUUGUUUAAUUUUGCUUUUAUAACUACCUCAGGACAGAGGAAAAGAAUUUGUGGGGAUUUUUGAAAAAUAAAUUGGUCAGUUGAAAUUUAGCUACACACUGCCGCCCAAAUAUAUUUGUGCCUGGUCCAUGCAAUUUGAUUUUAGUGAGGGGAAAAAACAAAACAAAACAGCACUUAAGCCAGUUUGAUUAAAGAACAGCAGAUUCUGUGGUGUGCAUAAUCCUUUCUUUUCGUCCUUUCUCCCAUUAUGCUGUAUUUUUUUUUUUUGGCAAGAACAGGCUGAUUUUAAGUCUAUUUUUGUGAGCUUCAUUGUGCUUUUUCUUGUAUCUUAUGCAAGUUGACUACUAAUGACUAAUGAGAACAAUAUGAAUGCAUUGUUGCUACAUUAGUGUAAAGUGAUCUGUGUUUUUUGCACUUAAGAGGUAUUCAAGACACUCUAGUUGUGUAAAAAAUAUUUCAUAUGGAACAAGCCACUUUUGUAUUAGUUAAAACUGUAUGCUUUUAGUAGGUCUUGUAUCAGUGGCAAACAUCUACACAGCAUUGAAGGCAGUGCUAGCUUGGAGAGGGUUGAAAUCGCUUCAUAUUGUGAUCUUAAAUUUUAUAUACAGUAUAUUCCCCCAAAAUAUACCUUAUUAAAUAUUUUAUGAUUCAGAAAAAAAUUUGCUAAUUAUUUUUGUUGCCUUGUAUUGUUGUACAACCUUGUUGACAUCAAGAAUUUUAACAAAGGA